Molecule: messenger RNA, 159 nt
Organism: Neurospora tetraspora
Lineage: Eukaryota; Fungi; Ascomycota; Sordariomycetes; Sordariales; Sordariaceae
Exons: 2
Biological process (GO): outer mitochondrial membrane organization
Source: RefSeq, a predicted model, not a curated record
CAGGCCAACUUCCCCAAUCUUCGUCGCCUCUUCAUCGAGGCCAGGACAGACAGUGAAGAAAGAGACGUGUCCAGAAAAGCAUUCUACAACGCCGUCCUGUUCCUAAGUUCCGUCGCAGUCUUCAGCCUGAUAGCUCAGAGAAUGAACGCCACAAAGUAA